AAGAAUAUUUAUUAGACCGAAUCAUUUCCCAUCCACAACUCAAACGAUAUUACUGUGAUAACACGAAUAGUAGAAAUAUCAGAAUCAGCACUAGCUGGAACGAUAUUGAUUCCGGCGAGGAGAUCGUUAUUUCUGGUAUUGCAGGCAGAUUUCCUGAUUCAGAUAAUAUAAAUCAUUUACGAGAAAAUUUAUUUAAUAAAAUUGAUCUUGUUAAAGCAGAUCACAAGCGAUGGAAAUCAG
Molecule: messenger RNA, 240 nt
Organism: Wasmannia auropunctata (little fire ant)
Lineage: Eukaryota; Metazoa; Arthropoda; Insecta; Hymenoptera; Formicidae
Product: fatty acid synthase-like
Exons: 2
Source: RefSeq, a predicted model, not a curated record